Talaromyces atroroseus is the source of this 3636-nucleotide messenger RNA. RefSeq names its product Chromosome segregation protein sudA. The record is from RefSeq and is a predicted model, not a curated record. Lineage: Eukaryota; Fungi; Ascomycota; Eurotiomycetes; Eurotiales; Trichocomaceae. Gene Ontology annotation, cellular component: chromosome. Gene Ontology annotation, biological process: mitotic sister chromatid cohesion. Bases 1 to 3636 code for a protein of 1211 amino acids. The transcript has 6 exons. Gene Ontology annotation, molecular function: cohesin loader activity; ATP hydrolysis activity; ATP binding.
AUGUAUAUCAAGCAAAUCAUCAUUCAAGGCUUCAAGAGUUACAAGGACCAGACGGUCAUUGAACCCUUUUCGCCAAAGCACAAUGUUAUCGUUGGCCGCAACGGUUCGGGCAAGAGUAAUUUUUUCGCUGCUAUUCGUUUCGUUUUGAGUGAUGCCUACACACAAAUGGGACGGGAGGAGCGGCAAGCUCUUCUUCAUGAGGGUUCCGGUUCCGCCGUGAUGUCCGCCUACGUCGAGGUGAUUUUUGAUAACUCCGACGAACGAUUUCCAACUGGCAAGCCCGAACUGGUUCUUCGAAGAACAAUUGGCUUGAAAAAAGACGAAUAUACUUUGGACCACAAAAAUGCAACAAAGGCGGAUGUCAUGAAUCUAUUAGAAUCUGCUGGCUUCUCGCGAUCCAACCCUUACUAUAUUGUACCCCAGGGUCGAGUUACAACACUCACAAACAUGAAAGAUUCCGAGCGACUGGUCUUGCUGAAAGAAGUCGCUGGAACUCAGGUUUACGAAGCCCGUCGAGCCGAGUCGCUUAAAAUCAUGAACGAAACCAACAACAAGAGGGCCAAGAUCGAUGAACUUCUUGAUUAUAUCAACGAACGACUCGGUGAGCUAGAGGAGGAGAAGGAUGAAUUGCGGAACUACCAAGAACAAGAUCGCGAGCGUCGAUGUCUAGAGUACACCAUUUACUCCCGAGAACAGCAAGAGAUUGCCAAUGCACUUGACAGUCUCGAAGGUCAGAGGCAAACUGGCGUCGAGGAUACAGAUGUGAAUCGGGAAGAUUUCAUCCAAGGCGAAAAAGAUAUGGCUGAGAUCGAUUCUGAGAUUGCCGAAUGCAAGCAACAAAUAGAGUUUUUAAAAGUGGACAAGGCACAAUUAGAAGACGAGCGUCGUGAGGCUUCUCGUGCUCUUGCUCAAGUGGAAUUACAAGAAAAGGCUCUGAAAGAUAACCAAGCCACCGCCCAGCAGCUCAAAGCUCGACAUGAAAACGACCUGAAUUCUAUUCACUCUGCCAUCAGUCAACGCGAGAGUGAACUUCAGACAUUAGUUCCUCGAUUCAAUGAUGCCAAAGAGCAGGAAGAUGCCGUCAAAUUACAGCUAGAUCAAGCAGAAACAUCCAAGCAGCGGCUUUACGCAAAACAAGGCCGGAACUCUCGCUUCAAAAGCAAGUCCGAGAGAGACAAAUGGCUGCAGAAGGAAAUUCAGGAAACCAAAAAUUCUAUAAAAACAGCCAAUGCUGUUAAAUCCCAGACUAGUGAAGAUAUUCAAGAGCUUCAGAAAACUAUCGAGUCUCUGGAACCUGAGAUUGAGAACCUCCGGAAACAGAUCGAGGGAAGAGGAGAUGCUAUUCAGUCAAUUGAGCAAGAGGUCCAGAAUGCGAAGGAUGAGAGAGACCGUCUUAUGGACCAACGAAAAGAAUUGUGGAGGGAAGAGGCGCGUUUAGACUCGGUUCUAUCAAAUGCGUCCCAAGAAGUGGACAGGGCUGAGCGCAAUCUCUCACAUACAAUGGACAAUAAUACUAGUCGCGGAAUAGCAGCCGUUCGAAGAAUCAAGCGACAGCAUAAUCUAGAAGGUGUUUAUGGCACGUUGGCUGAGCUUCUCGAGGUUAACGAGCGAUAUCGUACGGCCGUUGAGGUCACAGCUGGGACGAGUCUCUUUCACUACGUCGUUGAUACCGAUGAAACCGCCACGAAGGUUCUUGAAAUACUACAGAAAGAAAAAGCAGGUCGAGUUACUUUCAUGCCGCUGAAUCGACUGAAACCUCGCUCAACAAAUGUACCGAAAGCAAGUGAUACCAUUCCAAUGAUUGAAAAAUUGCAAUUCGAUCCGGAAUACGAGAAGGCAUUCCAACAAGUCUUUGGAACGACCAUUAUCUGUCCUAAUCUGCAGGUCGCUUCACAGUAUGCCCGAAGCCAUGGUAUCAAUGCGAUAACACCAGAGGGUGAUAGAUCUGACAAGCGUGGUGCAUUGACUGGUGGUUUCCACGAUUCUCGUCAGUCUCGUCUCGAAGCUGUGAAAACAGUGACAAAAUGUCGUGAUGAAUUUGAGUCCAAGAAAAACCGUGCAAGCGAAAUUCGCAAGAACCUGGAAAAGCUGGACCAGCAAGUUACCCAGGCAGUAGGUGAGCUUCAGAAGCUAGAGCAGCGUAAACACCAGUUCCAUGGCAACAGUGGCCCAUUACGACAAGAGCUUCGAAGCAAGCGUGAACUACUCCAGAACAAGAACGACAAUCUCGAUGCCAAACAACGAGCCCUCCGCAAUAUUGACAAUAACUUGUCUGCUCUGAAUGGCCAGGUCAGCGCAUUAGAAGCAGAAAUGUCGACCGCCUUUCAAAAGGCACUCACGUCGGAUGAGGAGGCGCAACUCGAGUCUCUCAGCACUACUGCACAAAGUUUGCGACGUCAGUAUGCAGAGCUAUCCGGUCAGCGUAGCGAAAUUGAGGCUCGAAAAUCAGUGCUGGAAGUAGAAUUGCGUGAAAAUCUCUACCCACGGUUAGAUCAGUUGAGCAGCCCUGAUAUUGACAUGGGUGAAGAUAAUACUCAAGGAACUUUGAAGGAGGCUCAGCGCCACAUGAAAAAGCUACACACUGCCCUCGACAAAAUUACCCAACGGCUAGCAGAUGUCGAUAAGUCCAUUUCCGAAGGCAAUGGACAGGUUAGCCAGCUUGAGGGUCGCAAGACGGAGGUACGUAACAAUUUGGAGGCUUUGGCCAAAUCCAUUGAAAAACACCAGAGGCGUAUGGAGAAGAGUAUGCAGAAGAAAGCUGCCCUGACGAAACAAGCGGCUGAAUGCAGCGGCAACAUCCGUGAUCUGGGUGUUCUCCCAGAUGACGCCUUCACCAAGUACAGCAAGACAGAUUCGAACACUGUGGUGAAAAAGCUCCACAAGGUCAAUGAGUCAUUGAAGAAAUAUUCACAUGUCAACAAGAAGGCAUUUGAGCAGUAUAACAAUUUUACAAAGCAACGUGAGACUUUGACAACACGAAGGGAAGAGCUAGACGCGUCUCAAACGUCAAUUGAUGAGCUGAUCAUGGUCCUUGAUCAACGCAAGGACGAGGCCAUCGAGCGAACAUUUAAGCAAGUGUCGCGCGAGUUCCAUAAUGUGUUUGAGAAACUGGUACCUGCCGGUCGUGGUCGGCUUAUCAUUCAGCGCAAGACCGAUCGUGCUCUUCGACCAGAUAACGAGGUUGAGUCUGAGGAUGAAGAUCGGCGCGAGAGCGUGGAGAACUAUGUUGGUGUCGGUAUCAGUGUUAGCUUCAAUAGUAAGCACGACGAACAGCAACGUAUUCAGCAGCUGAGCGGAGGACAAAAGAGUUUAUGUGCUCUUGCGCUUGUUUUCGCCAUCCAGGCCUGUGACCCCGCACCAUUUUACCUGUUUGACGAGAUCGACGCCAACUUGGAUGCUCAAUAUCGCACUGCCGUCGCCCAAAUGCUGCAGUCAAUCUCGGAAUCUACGAACGGCCAAUUCAUAUGUACUACUUUCCGCCCUGAAAUGCUACAUGUCGCGGAGAAGUGCUACGGUGUCAGUUUCCGGCACAAGGCUAGUACUAUCGACGUAGUAUCAAAAGAGGAGGCUCUCAAAUUUGUGGAAGAGCAAAAGUCCGAAUCUGCUGGUCGUGAACUGAAUGUAUUCAUUGCUUGA